AUGACCCUCCACACCCUCGACGUACCCGACGAGGUUCCGCAAGUCGCCAUGGGCGCCUUAUGGAGUGACAACAUAGACCGCCUUUUUCUGUUCGGCGGCCAGUACUUCAACUCCUCCGCCGGUGCUCCAUCAACCGUAGAAACAGUAUGGUCAUGCAUUGAAAGCACUCAAUCGUGGGAGAACGUCGUCCAGAAUUCUCCGCCCUUGCGUCUGGCAUGCGGCGCGAGCGUGAGCGUUCCAGAGACGAGAAAAACAUACUGGAUGGGCGGCUGGGCCGACAACUCCACCACUUACGAGAUGCGCAACCGAACCUACCAACAACAACUCAUCGAGUUCGACAUGGAAACUUACAACUUCUCCUACUACGAUGCUCCAGGCGGGUUCGGAAAUCAAAGGACCAGUGGCGGCCUAGUCUACCUCCCAUACGGGAAGAAGGGAGUGUUGAUCGCCAUGGGCGGAUCUCUUUGUACGAGCGAGGACUGCCAUCCGGUCCCCGGCUACCACCCACUCAGUCAGGUCACGGUCUUCGAUCUGGCCUCUGAGAGAAUCUACUCGCAGGAGACAACUACGGGAAAAGGAGAUCCCACGACAAAAGGGUGGUGGUGGCCUGAAGGACGUGCAGACUUUUGUAUCGUGACUGUGCCAUCGUAUGAUGAGACAGUGCAUGCCAUCUACGUAUGGGGAGGCAUGGUUGGUCCGGAUGGAAACGGCAGUGACAAUCUCUGGGUGCUGUCGAUACCGCAGUUUGUCUGGGUGGAAUUCUACAACGGACCACUAGGACGGUUCGGAGCCACCUGCCAGGUCGCACAUGAACGGUUCAUGAUGUCCAGCGGCGGCGAGCGGCAAUUCGGGUCGAACUUUGGCUGUAGUGGACCUGACCACUGUAGCGAACGGAUGGUGGGAUGGGUGGGUAGAACAUUGGCAGUAUUUGAGUGGUAG
Messenger RNA from Sordaria macrospora k-hell, 939 nucleotides. RefSeq lists its product as uncharacterized. The record is from RefSeq and is a predicted model, not a curated record. Gene Ontology annotation, molecular function: protein binding. NCBI's taxonomy places the organism in Eukaryota, Fungi, Ascomycota, Sordariomycetes, Sordariales, Sordariaceae.